CUUCUUCUUCUUCUUCUUCUAUCUAAUUUUAUCUAUAGUUCGUGAAUGGAUUUCCCUCGUUCAUGCUUGGCUGAUGCCUUUUUUUCUUAUUUGACUAACAUUUACAAGCCCAGCAGACGCACAUCAACGUUACGCUCCAACGAUCGAUGUUGUACCAUUGAGCUUCCGAUAUUUCGUCUUCUUUCUAUUCCACAAUUAAUUUCAGCCAUUGCUACUGCGGACAAACUAUCCUAUGUCAAGCAUUCGAUCCACAACCUAUGCCGGUUGCUGUUUCAGACCAAGUAAGCAUACACGGUGACAGGAGUGCUCGAUCUGCGUCGAAAUCGCCAUCUCCAGAAGAAGAAAGGGAUCAUCCCGACGAAAACACGGUGGAAGAACGCGUCGAGGAAAUUCCAUCUCGUCAAGAUUCAAACCAUCCUCCCGCGUCGUGGCAUCAUGAAAUCCAUCACCACCAUGAUCAUGAUCAUCUGAUUCAAAGAGUCGAUAAGCAAGGGGGGAUUCUCGAUGGAAUUUUCAACAUGAUUUCGACCUGGUGGUGGCCGGGGUAUUCUCAAUCUGAAGAGCAGGAUCCCUUGAUCGUCAGACCGGAGGAAGAAGGACAGGAGGCCUCCUCUCCUUCUUCUUCUUCUUCUUCUUCAUCUUCUACCCCUGCAAUGUCUUUGACUCGAAAAUACGGCAAGUUCAAAGAAGUCAUCUACUACGGCAACACAUCAACGAUACGACUUCACGAGAAGAAACCCUCUUCUUCACCAUCAUUAUCAUCAUCUUCUUCUUCUUCUUCUUCUUCUUCUCCCACGCGAACAGAACUAUACGCCAUCAAAGUAUUCCACCGCACAUCAUCCAACCUCGCCCGAUCCGAAUACUGCAUCGGCUCAUGUCUCCACCAUCCCAACAUCAUCCACACGCUCGACCUCCUCGUCGACGACCGCGGCACUCUCUACGAAAUCAUGCAAUACCACCCAUCAUCCACGACCCUCCACCGACUAAUCAGAACCAACAAAAAAGGCCUCCCCACCCACGACUCAGACUGUUUCUUCAAACAACUCCUCCUCGGCAUAUCCUACAUGCACACCCAAGGCGUCGCUCAUCGUAACAUAAAACCAGACAAUAUCCUCAUCACGCUCCAUGGAGCGGUGAAGAUUAUCGAUUUCGGAAACGCAGAAUGUUUCCGCGCUCCAUGGGAGGAGAGACCGCAUUUAACGAAACGCGUAUCCGGGACGAUUCCUUAUAUCGCUCCGGAGGAGUAUGGUGGUAGGGAAUUUGAUCCGAGGGCAGUCGAUGUUUGGGCUGUGGGUGUUACGUAUAUUGCGAUGCGGACGGGGAGGUUGCCGUGGUGGACGGCGUUGGAGCAGGAUGAUGAGUUGUAUGUUGCGUAUUUGAAGGCGAGGAGGGAGGUGAGUGGGUAUGAGCCGAUAGAGUCUUUUCGGAGGGAAUGCUGCCGUAACGUAAUCUACGCGAUGCUGGAUCCGAAUUGGGAACGACGAAUUACUGCAUCUCAAAUCCUGAGAUCUGAAUGGGUGACUGCUAUUGAAGUCUGCGAUGCUGGUCAUAGGGGAAUAUAAGAUACAUAUCCUGAGAAGAGGGGGGAAAACGUAUAGACGGAAGGAAAAUAUGGAGACGGUGAUAUAUGUCAUGUCAUGCUCUUUCUCUCCUGACGAUGUUGAUAGUGACUGAUGGUAUCGUUAUGUACAGUAUGUACUGUACAUUACUUGCUCGUGAAAAGGAUGGUAGUAUAGUAAUAUGGAAUUGUCAUUGCAUCUAUUGGGAAUGAUUUCCCAUACGGAGCCACGACACGCGUGCUUACAGUAGUGGAUGUGGUAAAUUGGUAGGUUUUCUCCCCGGG
Messenger RNA from Paecilomyces variotii, 1843 nucleotides. RefSeq names its product putative serine/threonine protein kinase. Gene Ontology annotation, molecular function: ATP binding; protein serine/threonine kinase activity. NCBI's taxonomy places the organism in Eukaryota, Fungi, Ascomycota, Eurotiomycetes, Eurotiales, Thermoascaceae. The transcript has 2 exons. Bases 258 to 1562 code for a protein of 434 amino acids. The record is from RefSeq and is a predicted model, not a curated record. Gene Ontology annotation, biological process: intracellular monoatomic cation homeostasis; intracellular signal transduction; protein phosphorylation.